Prorocentrum cordatum is the source of this 1260-nucleotide messenger RNA. The record is from the annotation of a GenBank genome assembly. NCBI's taxonomy places the organism in Eukaryota, Dinophyceae, Prorocentrales, Prorocentraceae.
CGGUGGGCCGCGGCGGGGCCGCGGGCGGGCCGCCGCGAGGCCCUCGGGGCCGUCGAAGAGGAGGACUCGGGACGAGGUGCCGGCCGGGAACAGCCUCGCGGGCGAACAGCCGGGCCUCGAAGGAGCGCUCGGCGCCCCGUCGUCGCCGCCGCGCGCCGACGCCGCUGCGGGCGGCGAGGGCGGCGUCCGGCUGUACGAGCUGGAGGUGCGCAACCUCACCGGCGGGCCGCUGCGGCUGGUGGGCCCGUGCAGGCACCUGCUGCGCAAGGUGCCCCACGGGAGGCUGCUCGCGCUGGCGCCCUCGCUGCCCCCGGCGGGGGCGCCCUCGCCCCCCGCGGCGCUGGCGGCCUUCGGGAGCAGCGCGGCGCUGGGCGACGUGCUGGAGUUCACCCUCGCGUACACGGGCGCCUCGGGCGAGGGCUUCACGGUGCGCGCCCACGCCCACGCGCGCUCGCCGCUGUCCAGCGACGCGGUGGCGGCGGGAUCCCAGCUGGAGGUGGCGUCCCGCCUGACGGAGGUGCCGCGCCUCGCCGCCCGCCCGCCGCACGGCUACGCCGAGACGGCCCUGGGCGUGUACGCGCGCCCGGGCCGCGACGAGGCCGCGCGCGUGGGCGAGCUGCGCCCGGGCCAGGAGGUCAUGGCGGCCAGCGGCGCCCGCCAGGGGCGCUGGCUCCAGAUCACCGCCCCGCUCGCCGGCUGGGUCCAGGCGGAGGCGCGCGACGGGGCGCCGCUCCUCGCGGCGCCGGCCGAGGGCGGCGCGCCCCACCUGCGCCAGGUCGUGGAGGUGCGCCCCGCGGAGGGCGCGCAGGCGGAGCCCGCCGCCGCGCCGCCACCGCCCGCGGCGCGCGGGGCCGAGGGGGAGGCCCGCCCGGCGCAGUGCGCGAGGGCGGGCGAGGGCGAGUACGCCCGGGCCCGGGCCGCGGAGGCCGCGAGGCUCGGGCGCGCGAACGCCCUGCUGGACGGCGCCGGGCACGUGGGGCGCAGCCGUCGGGCCGCGAGGGGCGUGCACUGAGCCGGGCUGGCGAACGGCCGAGCUCGGCGGGCGUGCUUGCCCUCGCGGCGGAAGCUGUGCGCGAGCACUCGGUGCUCGUGCGCGCGCGCGAGCGCAUGGCCACCAUCACGUGCUCAGUGGCACCCACGGCGCGUGGCUGCUCGCGCAGUUUUAGUGGUCGGUGCGGCGUCCGAGAUUGCUUCUUGCUGGCAAUUGCCCUGCACUGUGAGAUGCGUGAGCUCCCAACGAGCUCCCACCCGCAGAGGAGG